This is a messenger RNA of Epinephelus lanceolatus (giant grouper), 6425 nucleotides long. It is a transcript of the gene grid2ipa, whose product is annotated as glutamate receptor, ionotropic, delta 2 (Grid2) interacting protein, a. Gene Ontology annotation, biological process: regulation of DNA-templated transcription. The record is from RefSeq and is a predicted model, not a curated record. Gene Ontology annotation, molecular function: protein binding. NCBI's taxonomy places the organism in Eukaryota, Metazoa, Chordata, Actinopteri, Perciformes, Serranidae.
GGACCAAGUGAGCGUGUCCCAGUUUUGUGAUCAUCGCUCAGCCAUAGGGUUUGGACUGAGGCUGAGGCUGAGGCUCGACCGCCUCGCCCAGGAUGGAGAGCCCGACUUUCAGACGCUCUCCCCUGUUCUCCGGCCUCCCUGCCCUCAGCUGCAGACUGCUGGUUCUCUGAUUAAGAACAAGGGGAGGCAGUGGCCCAGAUAACCUACAGAUGUGACCUCUUAGGCACACUUGAUUUGCUUAGCAGGGUAGAGGUUUUGGAGGCAGUGAGCUCAGGUGAGGAGCAGCACAAAGGUGUCCGAGGGCACUCUUUGGCUGCGUCAACCUCCAGGCCGGGGGCGAAGGGAGGCUGGCUGGAACGUGCCCUGCCGCAAGCCGGGCGAGGAUGAGGCGUUUCCUGAGCAGAAAGGGCCGCUUCUCCCUGCGCCAGAGCAAAUCUGGGACCCGGAGUGCUUCCAAAGAUUUCUUCCUUGGCCUUCCACCCACCAAUCAGAACUGGCCUGAGGCGUUUGGCUUCCGACUGGGUGGCACAGGACCCAGUUACAUCCUGUCCGUGGUGGAGGGCAGUAGUGCUUACCUGGCUGGCCUGCAGCCAGGCGACCAGGUGGUGGACAUUGAGGGCCAGGAUGUGACCAACCUCAGCACACCGGCACUGAUCGCCCUGGCGCAGACCCUGAAGACGGUGCCGCCCAGCAUCGGAGUGGUGUCACGGAUCGAACAGAUUGACAUCACUCCCGGCCCAGAUGGACGUUUUGGCUUCACCAUUGUCGGAGACAGUCCUCUGAUGGUGGAGGACUGCAUGCCCAAUGGUCCGGCUGGUCGCAAUGGUCUCAAAGCCGGGGACUACGUCAUGGAGGUCAACGGCAUCCCGGUGAAGCAUCACGAAACAGCAGCGGCCAUGAUCAAAGCGGCUCAGGGUCGACCUCUGCGUCUGGGCGUGCUCAGCAUGGCCCGGCGGCCCAAGCGACUGAGCAGCAGCAUGAGGGUGUUGUCGCAGAGCGGGGACAGCGUCAGGGAGAGUCGCGCCCACAAGGCCAUGGAAUUCAACAAAAAAGUGGAGGAGGUUCUCGGAGAGGAGCCAGAUGUGAAGGAACAGCUGUUUGAGGUGCUCAAGCAGUACGCCGCUGAGAGGGAUGUGGAGAGUCUGGCUGAGGCCCUGCCUGACAUCUUGAUCACAGAGGAGCAUCAGCAGCUGAUUGACAGCGUCAGGAUCUUCAUUCCCAAGAAGCACCGGGAGCGUUUUGACGAGGUCGUUUCCCAAAGCCUGAUGAGCCGGCUCAAAGGGCGGAGCUUCAGUGACCCUAGCCGCAACCACCUUCGCCGCAGCCGGAGCGAGGAUCACCCAGAACGCCUUCUGGUCUCCACCCGCGCCAGUUCAGUGCCACGCACCCACGCAGAGGAAGGCGUGGUCCCCCCCGCCCGCGGCAUGCGCAAGACCACGUCACUCAUAGCUGGGCACUCCAGUGGCACCACCACCAACUGCAGGACAGUGCGAGUGUGUAAAGGUAACACAAGUUUUGGCUUCACUCUUAGAGGCCAUGCUCCAGUAUGGAUUGACUCUGUCAUCCCUGGAAGCCCAGCAGACAAGGCAGGUCUGAAACCAGGAGACCGCAUCCUCUUUCUCAAUGGACUGGACAUGAGAACGUCCUCACAUGAGAAGGUGGUGUCCAUGCUCCAGGGCAGUGGUGCCAUGCCCACUCUGGUAGUGGAGGACGGUCCGCCGACUUUCGCACUGGCAGAGCAAGACCUUGCAGGAGGUGGCAUUCCCACAGAGCGCGCCCGCUCCCCGGUGCUCAGCUCCCUUCAGUGGGUGGCAGAGAUUCUUCCCCCCAGUAUUCGGGUUCAGGGCCGCACCUUCGGACAGCAGCUGGAGCACCUGCUGACCAUUCAGGAGAGGUACACUAUCUGCAAGGCCCUGGAGAACUUCUUCCAGCACAGGAAUGUUGACACUCUGAUCGUGGAUGUGUUCCCGGUGCUGGAUACUCCAGCCAAACAGGUGAUCUGGCAGUUUGUUUACCAGCUGCUGACGUAUGAGGAGCAGGAGCACUGCCAGAGCAAGAUCUCACGCUUCCUUGGAUACAAAGCGCCAGUUCCACCACCGCCACCGCCUCCGCCUCCUCCUCCUGAGCCUGAGGUUGUCCCUGAGCCCCACCGGCGUAGCAGCUCCAUGAGGGUGACAGGGACCACGUACAGGAGCAGUGUGAGGGGACGUAGCUCUGAUGACCUGGUCAUCGGCACACACUUGGGCAUGGGCCUUCGUGCAGACACAGUGCUGGAGGCAGGGAUGAGGCUGGCUCCAGGAGAGAGGCAGUCAGGAGACGGUACUUCCCUUCCAGAGACUCCCAACAACCUCACCAAUCUUUCAGCAGUGUACGCUGAACUGGAGAACAUGUAUUCAUCCAAGAGGUCCAAGUCUCUGAAGAGUCGUCCUCCUCCCGCCCCCGAGAGUUUGCUAGAUCUGGAUCCUCCUUCGCGCACGGCCUCUCCAACAAUACAUGCUAACACAGGUAGCCGUAAAGGCCCGCCACCCCCUACAUCCUGGCCUGAGCCUCUCCCCAGCCCCCCUACACCCCAGUUCUAUCAGUCAGGGCUGACGAGCCAGACCAGUGCAGAGUCCAACCCCUACAUCAGCCUGGACAGUCCCCCUCCAUCACCUCCAGAGCCCCCGGACUACCCAUCUAGCCCCCCUCCUCUCCGCAGCAACAAGCGGCGUUACACCUUCUCCAAACCACCACGCUCAGAAGACACAGAUCGCUUUCUGGAUGCGCUGAGCGAGCAGCUGGGACAGAGGGUGGCUAUCAUUGAUGACUUCCUGACUCCGGAGAACGACUAUGAGGAGGAUGUUGUGCAGAUGGGCUUCCCAGAUGAGGAGGAUGACGAUAACGAAGAGGAGUUGGGUGUGGACGAAGAUGAAAAUGGAGGAUUUGUGGGCCCAGAGCUCAGCAGCCCGAGUGAUGUUCAGAGCAGCAGUGGAGAAGAGAACGCCUCCUCCCUUACCUACUCUUCCUCUUCCGACCACAUCCCUCCACCACCGAUGACCCCUCCACCGCCCCCGCCUGUUCAGUUCAACGACCCGCCUCCUCCUCCACCUCCUCCUCCAGCACCUGCACAGACUCAGUCUCAGCACCAACAACAGCAGCAACAGCUCAACUACACCCCUGAACACUCUCCGAGAGCAUAUGUGCCCAUUCGCCGAAAAUCUGGCCCCCCUCCUCCACCUCCACCGCGCAGUAACCCACCACCUAAACGGCACUCCUUACAUAAAGUGCUGCCCACAAGAGAGGACAUUCAGGUCCGUGCUACCAUACAAGAGCUAAAAGCCUACCAAGAGCAACAAGCUUACCAGGAGAGACAAGCCUAUGAGGAGCAACAGGCAUAUAAGGAGAGGCAGGCGUAUGAGGAGCAGAAAGCCUAUGAAGAACAACUGAUCCAAGAGCAGCAGGCUUACCAGGAGCAACAGGCCUAUCAGGAGAAAAUGUUCAAGGAGAGACAGGCUUAUGAAGAGCAGAAGGCGUAUGAGGAGCAAAAAGCUUUUGAAGAACAACAAUUGUACCAGGAGCAACAAGCCUACCAAGAGAGACAGGCAUAUGAGCAGCGCCAAGCCUACCAAGAACAAAAAGCAUACGAACAGCGCCAAGCCUACAAGGAGCAAAAAGCUUUUGAGGAGCUUCAAGCCUACCAGGAGCAAAAAGCUUAUGAAGAGCGUAAAGCUUAUGAAGAGCAAAAAGCUUACGAAGAGCGGCAGGCCUACGAGGAGCAACAAGCAUAUCAGGAGCAACAGAUCUACCAGAGCCACCACUCAAUGCCUAACCAGCCAACGCAGCAGAAAGCUCACUCGCCACUGCCUCUUCAACAGCUCCACCAGUCCUUACCCCCACUCCCUUCUCCAGACUCCGCCCAUCACCAUGCUAACCAUCCUCUUUAUAUGAUGCGCCAAGCACAGCAGCAGCAGGCCCACCAGAGUCAUCACCACCGCCGUCAGUCCCGUUCGGCCCCGCCUCCACACCAGCCGUCGCCCCAACCAACAGCCCACCCGAGCCAACAAGGUCAAUAUGCUGAGGGCAUCUACCAAAGCCAUCAAGGCCUGAGGACGCAGGCCCACCACUCCUCUGCUGAGAUGCUCCACCAGGUGCACCAAGCCCCACCCCAUCAUUCCUCUGCUGAGAUGCUCCAUCAGCUGCAACAAUCCCAGGCCCACCACUCGUCUGCUGAGAUGCUCCAGCAGAUGCAACAAGCCCAUGCCCACUACUCAUCAUCAGAGAUGCUCCACCAAAUCCACAAACCCAAGGCCCACCAUUCCUCAACAGAGGUUCUGCACCAAGGUCACCAGAUGCAGCAAAUGCAGCCUCACCACUCCUCGACCGAACUUCUCCAUCAAGUGCACCAGCUGCAUCGGGGACAACCACACCAUUCAUCCACUGAGCUGCUCCAUCAGAUGCACAAAGCCCAGGCCCACCACUCCUCGACGGAGCUACUCCAUCAAGCCCACCAGGUGCACCAAACUAAGCCCCAUCACUCCUCCACUGAGCUGCUCCAUCAAGCCCAGCAAGACCCACCAUCCCUCCCAGUUCAGCUAACCCGGGACAGCCACUCCCAUCAGAGUCGGAGAAGUCUUAAAAGUCAUCAUCAGACCCAAGUUUCACCGCAAGGGAGACACCAGGAACAGCAGAUCCACCAAACUCAUCACCCCCAGCCCACCAAACCCUCUCCCCAAAGACCCCACUCUAUCCAGCAGACCCACCACCACUCCAGCACACCUCAGAUCCACCACAUCCACCAUAUGACCCCACAACCCCCUCCGCAGGACUACCAACACCAGAUUCAUGUCAUCCACCCUCCCCAGCAACCCCACAGGCCUCAGCCCCUUCUCUCCACCUUUCAGCCCCUUCAGCCGCACCAGCCCACCCUCUCCACUUUCCAGCCUCUGCCUCAACACCACCAAUCCCAGCACCAAGUCCAGCCUCCACCCUCCACCCAAGCCACGCGCCCACAGUCCCAGCCCUCACAUCACCUGCUGCAGACGCAACACCAGCCCCAAACCCAGUCCCACCAUAAGCAGCCUCAUGGUCAGAGCCAGCCCCAGUCCCUCCCCCACUCACUAUCAGACCCUUCAGAGCACCUAGAGCCCCCUCCGCCUCCACCGCUGCCUCCACCCUGCUCCCCUCCACCCUUGCCCAGGCCUUCGCUCUCCAGGAUGGACUCCAACCACAUGAGUGUGAAGAGGUUGCGCUGGGAGCAGGUGGAAAACUCAGAGGGGACUAUCUGGGGACAGUUGGGAGCAAAUUCUGACUAUGAAAAACUGCAUGACAUGGUGAAGUAUCUGGAUCUGGAGCUGCACUUUGGGACACAGAAGCCCUCCAUGCCUGCUCCAGAGCCAUCUCUCCUGCCAGAAACCUUCAAGAAGAAAGAUGUGAUUGAAAUUCUGUCCCAUAAGAAGGCUUACAAUGCCUCCAUCCUGAUAGCUCACCUGAAGCUGUCUCCUGGCGAGCUGCGUCAGGUGCUGAUGAACAUGGUCAGUGAUAGGCUGGAGCCAUCCCACAUCAAACAGCUGCUGCUGUAUGCCCCCGAUGCAGAGGAGGUCAAACAGUAUGAAGCGUACAGACAGGACCCCAGCAAACUCAGCGAGCCAGACCAGUUUGUGUUGCAGAUGUUAUCAGUACCAGAGUACAAGACCCGCCUGCAGAGCCUCCUCUUUAAGUGUUCCCUGCAGGAGAAGACGGAGGAGCUGAGGGGAGCAUAUGACUGUCUUUACAAGGCUUCGCUGGAGCUGAAGACAAGCAAGAAACUGGCUAAGAUACUGGAGUUUGUGUUGGCGAUGGGGAACUACUUGAAUAACAGCCAGCCUAAAACCAGCAAGACAACAGGCUUCAAGAUCAACUUUCUCACAGAGUUGAGCACAACUAAAACAGUGGAUGGGAAGUCGACGUUUCUACAUAUUCUGGUCAAGUCGUUAUGUCACCACUUCCCUGAUGUGUUGGAUUUUUCCAAAGACUUAACAAUGGUUCCUCUUGCAGCCAAAGUAAAUCAGAGGACUAUUACAUCGGAUAUGAACGACCUACUUACGACCAUCCAGGACAUUCGCUCAGCUUGUCAGAAGAUGCCUGCGACUGCUGAGGAUCGCUUUGCUGUUGUCAUGAGUAACUUCCUGGAAAACAGUCACCCCGCAGUCCAGUCUCUGGAGUCCCUGCAGCAGAGAGCUAUGGAGGAGUUCGGCAAAACUGCCUCUUACUUUGGAGAAGACAGCAAAUCCACCAACACUGAGGCCUUCUUUGGUAUCUUUGCUGAGUUCAUUGGCAAAUUUGAGAGAGCUCUCAGUGAUCAGCAAGCUGCAGAAAACCAGAAGAGCCCAAGAAGUCCACGAUUGGCUUCACCACUGGCCUGGUAACACACACACACACACACACUCACACACACACACACACACACA